Molecule: messenger RNA, 4733 nt
Organism: Rhincodon typus (whale shark)
Lineage: Eukaryota; Metazoa; Chordata; Chondrichthyes; Orectolobiformes; Rhincodontidae
Product: glycine N-acyltransferase-like protein 3
Exons: 5
Coding region: 481-1218 (245 amino acids)
Cellular component (GO): mitochondrion
Molecular function (GO): glycine N-acyltransferase activity
Source: RefSeq, a predicted model, not a curated record
CCUUUCUGCUCCUAUGAUGCUGCUUGGCCUGCUGUGUUCAUCCAGCCCUGCACCUUGUCACCAAUAUCAGUGGUUAGUAAGUCAACCAAUGACUGAAAACAAUAUUUUAUUGACAGUCCUUUUCGGCCACACACAAAUCCCAGAUCGAGAUUCUGGCCAUCCCACCGCGUUUGCUUGUGAAAAUAAAAGCGAAAGCCAGAAAUCUGAAAUAACAGCAGAAUGCUUUGGCUUUGCCCACUUUUAUUAAACCGGGGACUACCGGAGCCUGGUUUAAAACAAUGUCUUCCCCAUUGCGUACAAUUAACACCCCAAGGUUCAUCAGACUGUUAGCAAACGUAACGUCGGAGGAGGAGAUUUGAGGGCAGCUUUAUCAAAGAGGACUGACAUCUGCACUAGGAAAUACAUCAGUGCUGUGCAGCAAAUCCAUUCACAAAGGUGUUGCUACUUUGCUUAAUCGUUUUGGUUCUGCCUCCUUCAACAAUGUUUUUAUUACUGACUGAAGAGAAGCUACUGACUUUAGAAAAAAUCUUAAAGAAUUACUUGCCAGCUGCAAUAAAAGAAGAAACAUCCAAGGAAACUGAAUUUACUCUUACAGUAUUUUCCAGAGAUCAGAGCAGUUUGCAUAAACUGCUUAUGGAUGACAACAUUGUAAACUGGAAAACCCGUUUCAUGUUUGGAGGGAUUGACAGGAAUUUCCUUGAACUAAUGAAGGCUGUUGCAGCUUGCAAAAAAUCUACAAUAAGCUUCACAUCCAGUUCCUACACAAUGGUACUACAAGAUCCGAAGGACCUCCUUGAUAUCACCUCAGAACAGGCUUAUGUUGCUUCCAGAAUAAGUCCUCUAGACAUGUCACAUGCAGAGAUAGUAAACAGAAAUUGGAAGUUUGGAAUGGAUGAUACCGGUCUCAAAUUUGUGAAAAAUAUUAUUGCAAAUUUCCCCAGCUACUGCAUUCUAGAUGAAACUGAUAAUCCUGUUUCCUGGCUGCUGACCUAUCCGUAUGGCGCAAUGGGAUUACUGUACACUCUACCAGAGCAUCGCAGGAAGGGCUAUGCCAAGUUACUAGUGACCAAAAUGGUGAAAGUUCUGCAAAACCUUGGAUAUCCUAUAUAUUGCUUCAUUGAAGAUGAAAAUAGCAGGUCGUACCAAUUAUUUCAGAAGCUUGGUUUUAAGGAAGCCCCUGAAAUUCAUGCUAUAUGGACAUGGUGCCAACCUUCAUAAAGGUAACCUUUUCUGUUUAAAAACUAACAUAAGUAUUCUGUGAUGUGGCCUCACCUUACUUUCUGAAUAUUGAGAGCUUAUGAUUUUCUGGUUGUACAAUGUGCAGUUUUUUAAGCAAAAUAUAAUGAGCAGAUGGAAUCUCUACAAUUUCUGAUGUUAGUUUUGCACUGUGAAUAAAUAAAUGCUUACCAUAUCAAAUAGCUCAAAGGACUGUACUAUGUUUUCUGGGAAGUAGAAGGAGUCCAGUUUUCAGGCACAUCACCAACAUUCUGAAAGUACUUAGUAGGUUGUGAACUUGACUUCAUCCAAACCAGCUCACUCCACAACCAUUUAAUGAGUCUUUUAAUUGGCUUGAGGUGAGACUUGCUUCCCCGUCAGGAAGAAGGUCCUGCCUUGGAAAGCUGCCAGCCAAUCGAAUGGGCAGUGCAGAGGGGAAACAAUAGACAAGAAGAAAUAGGAACAGGAGUAGGCUGGUCAGGCCCUUGAGCCUGCUCCGCCAUUCAAUAGGAUCAUGGCUGAUCCAACAUUCCUCAAGUUCAUUUUCCUGCCUUUUCCCUGUAACCCUUGAUUCCCCUAUGGAUUGAGAAUCUAUCUCAGCCUUAAAUAUAUACAAGGACUCUGCCCCCACAGCUGUCUGUGGCAAGGAGCUUCAAAGACUUUCAACCAUGUGAGAGAAGAAAUUUCUCCUUAUCUCAGUCUUAAAUUGGUACCCCUUUAUUCUGAGACUAUGCUGUCUGGUACUAGAUUCUUCCAUAAGGGGAAACAUCCUCAAUCAGUAUUUAUCCUGUCAAGCCCCUUAAGAAUCCAUUUCAGUAAGAUCACCUCUCAUUCUUCUAAACUGCACAGUGAGUAGAAUCCCAAUCUGGUUAACAUUUGCUCAUAAGACAAACCUGCCAUACCAAGGAUCAUCCUAAUGAGCCUUUCUGAGCUGCCUCCAGUGAAACUAUAUCUUUCCUUAAAUAAGGGGACUAAAAUGGCUCUCAGUAUUCCUGUAUUACUUGUAUAGUUGCAAUAAGAUUUCCCUGCUCUAUACUCCAAACCCCCUUGAAAUAAGGUCCAACAUCCCAUUUCCUGAUUACCUGCUGCACCUUUGUAGUAACUCUGUGUUUUGUUAUUAAAUAUCCCCAAGUCCCUUUGUGUGCAGCUUUCUACAGCUUUUCUCCAUUUAAAUAAUAUUCUAUUCUUUGGUUCUGUCUUCCAAAAUGGAUAACUUCACAUUUUCGACAUUGUACUCUAUUUGCCAAUCUUUUGCCCACUAACUUAACGUAUCGAUAUCUCUCUGUAAACUGUCUGUAUGCCCUGUACAACUUGUCUUUCCACCUAUUUUUGUGCCAUCUGCAAAUUUGGCUAGAGUACAUUCGCUUUCUUUCACCAAGUCAUUAAUAUUGUAAGCAGUUGCAGGCCCAGCACAGAUCCCUAUGGAAUCUCACUGGUUCCAGGUUGCCAACCUAAAAAAAAACCCCUUAUCCCCACUAGCUGUUUCCUGUCCAUUAGCCAAUUCUCUAUCCACACCACAAUACCACAUCCAACACCAUGGGCUCUUAUCUUAUGACUUAACCUUUCGUGAGGUACCUUGUCAAAUGUCUUCUGGAUGUCCAAAUACAACACGUUUACUGCCUCCAUCAGGGUAGUGGGAUAUCUUGCAGGGGGUGCCAGCAAUAACCAUUAGGAGGCCCAUAAAAGAGGCAGCACCCCCUUGCUCAGCCACCUGCUCAUCAGUGGAACAUAGGUAGCAUUUAUGCCUGAUGUCAUCCGUCACUAAUACAAUUGCAGCAUGGGCUGUUCGGGGAAAGAACAAAGGGCAAUAUCACUACCUUGGUGCCCAAUUUAAUGGUAUCCAUCAGGCUUGUGGGGGUAGCAGGUAAGAAUGAAGGGAACCCAAUUCUGGGUCUGUGAAAGAUAGGAAAGUGAGGGAGUAAAAAUUCAGGGAAUUGGCACUUACAUUAUCAAGGGCUGUGUCAACCAGAAUAGUGCAGUCCUGGAGGAAAAUGAAAGCAAUAGUGGAAGCACUGAUUAUAGAGUGGAACAGAGUCCCUGGAGCAAGCACAGUGGGAGCAAGUGUAAUCAAUGUAGCAGAGAGAGUCACUAGAUUUGAAGUAGAUGUUGAUCGCCAGCCUAUCCCCAAAAAUAGGAUAGAGAACGUGAGGAAUGGAAAGGAAGCAAAAUAUUGGAGGUGAACUACAUAAAGGCAAGGAAUGGAUGAUACAGGUAUUUUUCAGCACCUUGCACAUCAAGUUAUUAACUGAGCUGUUUCUUUAUUGGCAGGUUUGCUUAUGAUCUAGACAGAAGCAUGAGAUCAAUUUAGUGAUGGCGCUGAUUUGAAUCUUAAAAUGAGAUGGAUAAUGGCAUCUGGAUUCUAAAAUUUAAUAGGAUUUUAAUCUUUAAAAUUUCUGUUCAGUAAAAUGAACAGCGCAGCACAGUGGCUCAGUGGUUAGCACUGCUGCCUCACAGUAGCAGGGACCUGGGUUCGAUUCCACCCUCUGUCGACUGUCUAUGUGGAGUUUGCACAUUCUCCCCAUGUUUGCAUGGCAUUCCUCCAGGUGCUCCAGUUCCCUCCCAAGGUCCAAAGAUGUCAUGUUGUGCUACAUGUAACUCCACCAUGCUUUUCUGUGUUUGUAAAAUCUACCUAACUGUCCUGUUUUGACACCAUUACCUUGAUUACUUGUGAUUAUCUCUCUGCCUUAAUUAGUUUGUACAGUUUUUGAUUACUUGUUACUUUUGUUAGAUUCUCAUCAUGCGACUCCGAUAUCUACUCACUGGGAUUGUAAUCUUUAAAAUUUUCUGUUCAAUAAAAUGAACAGGGCAGCACGAUGGCUUAGUUAUUAGCACUGCUGCUUCACAGUGCCAGGGACCCGGGUUUGAUUCCAGCUUUGGGCGACUGUCUGUGUGGAGCUUGCACAUCCUCCCCAUGUCUGCGUGGGUUUCCUCCAGGUGCUCCGGUCCAAAGGAGUGCAGGUUAGGUGGAUUGGCCAUGGUAAUUUGCCCAUAGUGUCCAGGGAUGUUCAAGCUAGGUGGAUUAGCCAUGGAUACAUGGAAAUGCAUGGAUACAGGGUCUGGGUAGGAUGCUCUUCGGAGGGUCGUUGUAGACUUGAUGGGCCAAAUGGCCUACUUCCACACUGUAGGGAUUCUAUGACUCUGUGAUACUCAUGAUAUUCCAGUCAAUUGAUUUGUCUCUAGCACCAUUUUACUUUCGAUUAUUUGUAAUUAUCUCUCUGCCUUAAUAAUCAGUUCAUAGGUCAUCCCUUUACUUGUUAUUCAGCUGUUGACAAUUUACUCACACCAUUUGUAUUAAUCUGUUGACAGUCUUGAUUACCUGCAAAGAUUUGUUAUUCAGCCUGUUGGCAUUGUACUCUCACUAUUUGUACUUAUCUGUUGACACUUUUAAUGACCUGGAAUUAUUUUGCCAUUAUCUCUUCGCACAUAUAUUCUGUGUCUGUGUGCUUCUCUCGACUUCACCUGAUGACAAAGCAGUGCUUCGAAAGCUUGUGAUUUUAAAUAAACCUGUUGAACUAUAA